Molecule: messenger RNA, 1235 nt
Organism: Periophthalmus magnuspinnatus
Lineage: Eukaryota; Metazoa; Chordata; Actinopteri; Gobiiformes; Gobiidae
Gene: pstpip2
Product: proline-serine-threonine phosphatase interacting protein 2
Exons: 14
Coding region: 88-1092 (334 amino acids)
Biological process (GO): actin filament polymerization
Cellular component (GO): actin filament; plasma membrane; cytoplasm
Molecular function (GO): actin filament binding
Source: RefSeq, a predicted model, not a curated record
UCCGCACGUAAUGACAGGGCUGCAGGGCAAGAGACUUUACAGAAGUGUUAGAGCAGCAGCCUGUGCCCUGAUCUUAUAGGCGUAGAUAUGAAACACCUGCAUUUUAAGGAUCAUUUUUGGAACAACGAGUUAACCAGCACUGCAGGAUAUGAUGCCAUUAUUCAUUAUCACAAUGAGGGGAAAAGGACUUGUAAGGAGGUGGAGGAUUUUCUGAAAGCCAGAGCUGCAAUUGAAGAGAAAUAUGCUAAAGACCUGCUGGGUUUGUCAAAGAAAGUGUGUGGCCAUAAUGAAAUGAACACACUGAAAAGGUCUUUGGACAUUUUUAAAUUGCAAAUGGAGCAUGUGAGUCUGGCUCAUCUGCAGCUGGCGCAGAGCAUGAGAGAGGAGGUCAAAAAGCUGGAGGACUUCAGAGAAAAGCAAAAGGAUGCCAGAAAAAAGAUAGAGCAACACAUGGACGCGCUGCACAAACAGAAGGCGUCACAGUUCAAGAAAACCAUGGAUUCAAAGAAAACUUAUGAGCAAAAAUGCAGAGAUAAAGAGGAAGCAGAUCAGAACGUUUAUCGAAACACCAACAACUCCAAGAACAUCGAAAAGUUUAAUGCAAAGGCGCAGCAGGCCAAACUGAACUCAGAAGAAGCUGAUAAGAUAUACCAGCAGAAUGUCUUUACACUGGGAAGUAUUAGAGACGAGUGGAUGAGGGAACAUAUGAACGCAUGUGAGAUAUUUGAACAGCAGGCGAUAGACAGAAUAAACAUUGUCCGAAACACAGUCUGGACCCAUUUAAACCUACUCUCCCAGCAGUGUGUUACUAGUGACGACCUUUACGAGGAAGUUAGAAAGUCUUUGGAACAAUGCAACAUCCCGGAAGACCUCGACCACUUUGUAAAUCUUAGAAGAACUGGAGACAAGCCACCAGGACCACUUGCGUAUGAAAACUUCUACAGUGGUCAGAGAGCUCCACUUGCAGCACGUCCUUCUCAAGUUCCUCCACCCGUCAACAGGAGAGAGGCACUGCCAGUUCCAAGUUGCCCCAGUGACGGAGCAAUCUACUCUACGGUGCAAGAUGCUAACUACAGUGUGGUCAGAUACUAGCGACAAGAUACUGCGACUAGUGUGGCACCUUAAAAAGUGUAAAAAAACAACUUUGUGCAUGUUCAACUGAAAGCGUGUCAUACUUUUAAUAUUUAUUUAUGUGUUAUUUGCAGUGUAGGAUAGUUCGGAUCAAAAUCUUAAGA